Messenger RNA from Hymenoscyphus albidus, 726 nucleotides. The record is from the annotation of a GenBank genome assembly. NCBI's taxonomy places the organism in Eukaryota, Fungi, Ascomycota, Leotiomycetes, Helotiales, Helotiaceae.
AUGACUGGACAUACAACCUUGGAAGUUCGCACACAACGGCGAUUUGGCGAGACUGCCAAACCUGGGAGUCAUUUGUAUGUGGAUGGCACAACAGAGAACCAUUCGGCAAAGUACCACACAUUCCCUUCAACAACUGAAAGAAAACAAGGAGGUGGAAAAGAUUAGAGCACUGGCGCAAAAUCAUCUUUUCUUACUCCCAUUAAUAAUGGUAGGUCUCCAACCGCAGGUCCUCUCAAGUAGGUUGAGAACUAAUGCAGAGAAGGCUUUUCAACAACGACCCCCCUCCUGAAACUACCAAAUGACCUUCUCUAUAUCAUUUUCGACGAACUUGAAAAGGAUGGAAGCUCUCACGAAACAUUGCGCGCGCCAAUUUCUCUCAUGUUAGGAAUGACAUGUAAUCGACUUUAUGAUCUACACUGGGAACGUCACGGCCGAGUUGAACUUAUCUUUAUACCUCCUAUAUUUGGCGAAGAGGAAUGGAAACGACAGAUCAGAAAUUUAUCUUACCCACUGCUUCCAUUUGUUGUGCAAAAAUAUGCUGGUCAGACAUGUUCCAACAGAAAAUAUACCAUCAUGUUGCCGGCGCGUUUACCUAACGACUACCGAAUCCUAUUCUUUCCGUCUGUCCACAAAGAACAAGGGAAUUUUGGCUAUGAAGUAUCGAGCAUUAAAGCAAUAGGUGGUCAAGCUUUGGAUCGCGGUCCUCGGUAUAAUGUUGAGAAUUAG